Fraxinus pennsylvanica is the source of this 1479-nucleotide messenger RNA. Lineage: Eukaryota; Viridiplantae; Streptophyta; Magnoliopsida; Lamiales; Oleaceae. The record is from the annotation of a GenBank genome assembly.
AUGGAGAAUCGUCAACCUUCAACCCUUUUGUCCAUGUAUUUAAGUGGCUCAGCAUGUGAAGAAUUAGAUCUCGAGAUGAAUUGCCAAGUUGUUUUAACUCGUCCGCCAGAUAUCAAUUUACCGUCUUUAACCGAGCAAACACUCCCUCCACAAUCUUGGAAUGCUGAAAAGUGUGAUAUUCUUGAUGUUGGACUAAGUUCUCAAAUUUACGAGAGUGAUAGUUUUCUAAGUUUUCCCAAGGUUGGGAAGAAAUGUGGUAAAAGAAUCGAUAAUGUAUGGGGUGCGUGGUUCUUCUUCAACUUUUACUUUAAGCCAGUCCUGAAUGAGAAAUCAAAGGCGAAGAUCAUACUUGACAGUAACGGAGUUUCUGGGUUUGAUAAAUCUGAUGUUGAGCUCGAAGUUUUUAUGGUUCAACAUGAUAUGGAAAAUAUCUACAUGUGGGUUUUCAAGGAAAAACCCAAGAAUGCUCUGGGUAAGAUGCAGCUACAGAGUUAUAUGAAUGGGUUUUCUCGUCAAGGGGAUCGACCCUUUCCAUUUAGUGUUGAUAAAGGUUUUGUUCGAUCCCAUAGGAUGCAACGUAAGUAUUACAAGGGACUGUCUAACCCUCAAUGUGUUCAUGGCAUUGAGGUUGUUCCUUCACCCGAUCUCACAGGUCUUGAUGAAGAUGAUCGCAGAAGAUGGGCAGAACUCACGGGUAGGGACCCAAAGUUCACCAUCCCACCUGAAGCAAGCAACUACGGAUCAUGGAGAAAUCUGCCAGCAACUGAGUUCGAACUUGAGAGGCCACCUCCUCCAAUAAAGAGUAAUCCACAUUCCCGCUCAAAAAAGUUGCUCAACAGAUCUGCACUAAGUCUAUCGACUCAGCCAGCCGACCAUAGCAAUGGUGAUCUGAUUGAUCUAUCACCUGUUGGCAGCAAGAGAAAGAAAGAUUUCGUCUCACUUGGAAACGAAGAUGAUUGUUAUUUUGCAGUAAGUGCACCUUCAGAUCGAAUCUCUGAUAUGGAAAUUCAUUCUGACAAACCACUCUGGCUGAAGGAAUUUAGUGGAGUUCUCGGGAACGUUUAUGGACCUGUAACUGCUGCCAAAACAAUCUAUGAAGAUAAAGAAGGUUUUCUGAUUGUAAUCAGCUUGCCAUUUGUAGAUCUUCACAGAGUUAAUGUUUCAUGGAGGAACACACUCACUCAUGGAAUUAUCAAGGUGUCGUGUACAAGUUUGUCCGGCACACCAUUUAUCAAGAGACAGAACAGGACUUUCAAGCUUACAGAUCCAUCACCAGAGCACUGCCCGCAGGGAGAAUUUGUUAGAGAAAUCCCACUUUCUACCCGAAUUCCAGAAGAUGCUAAUAUAGAAGCAUACUAUGAUGGGCCACAAACAAUACUCGAGAUUUUGGUGCCAAAACUCCGCGAGGGACCAGAAGAACAUGAAGUUCGUGUUUGCCCUCGUCCCAACCACGGGAACAACAAUCUUAUGUUGACCUAG